UGCAGCGUCACGUCUUGCGUCGCCUCAUGAAUUAUGAACCACAUUUUCCUAAACAUUGAGGAAGUGGUCCGACAGACUGAUGCGAGUCCACAGCUGCAGGAGGCUGCAUGUGUUAGAAAAAUAAUAUCUACACUUUCGAUUCCUGCGGAGUUUUGAUAUUUUGAGGGAAUAUGACAGAAAAUGCCCCCGCUGACUGAGACGAAGAGGAUUUGAAAUCGGGGUUUUUUUUUCUUGCAGUUUACGGACCGGGCUGUCCUGAAGAGGAGGGCUGUCGGUAUCUAUCAGGAGAGCCGCAGGUGUUCAACACAGAAUUAUCCUCCUGCUCUGCUCAUGGCAAAGAUGAGCUGGGCUGCAGGUACACAGUGUGUAGCCAAGGGGGACUACAAGAAACCAAAACCUGGAGAACUAGCCUACCACAAAGGAGACAUCCUCUCUAUUGUUGACAUGAGCAAGAAGAAGGGAUAUUUUAAGGCCAGACACAACACCACGGGAGAGGAGGGACUCAUAAACUCCACCAAUGUGCGUGAACGAGAGGCUCUGCGCGUGGACCCCAGCCUCAGCCUGAUGCCGUGGUUUCAUGGGAACAUCUCUGGUCCAGAGGCGGUUUGUAAGCUCCAGCCGGCCGAGGACGGGCUGUUCCUGGUUCGAGAGUCUAUCCGUCAUCCCGGUGACUAUGUCCUGUGUGUCAGUGUCUCUGGAGGAGUCAUCCACUACCGGGUGAUUUAUCAGGAAAACAAGCUGACCAUCGACAACACAGAGUAUUUCUACAACCUCAUCGACAUGAUAGAGUUCUACUCGAAGAACAAAGGCUCCAUCGCCACAACUCUUCUGAAGCCCAAACAGAAACAAGGAACCAAGUCGGCGGAGUUGGAGCUUUCAAAAACUGGAUGGCUGCUGGACAUCGCCCAGCUCAAACUGGGAGAGAUUAUUGGAGAGGGGGAGUUUGGUGCUGUUUAUGAAGGAGAGUAUCUGGGCCAGAGGGUGGCAGUAAAGACCAUUAAAUGUGAUGUCACAGCUCAGGCCUUCCUGCAGGAGACCACAGUCAUGACGAAGCUCCAGCAUAAAAACCUGGUGCGAUUGUUGGGCGUCAUUCUUCACAAAGGGCUUCAUAUUGUCACAGAGCUCAUGACUAAGGGAAACCUUGUCAACUUUCUCAGGACGAGAGGACGUUCAGUUAUAAGCUCAGUUCAGCUGCUCCGCUUUGCUCUUGAUGUGUGUGAGGGGAUGGAGUACCUGGAGUCUAAGAAGCUGGUCCACAGAGAUUUGGCAGCUCGCAACGUGCUGGUCUCUGACGACAACGAGGCCAAGGUCAGCGACUUCGGCCUGACCAAGGUGGACUCCAAGGUGUCGGAUAACGCCAAACUGCCGGUCAAAUGGACCGCCCCCGAAGCUCUGAAGAAAGAGAAAUUCUCCACAAAGUCAGAUGUUUGGAGUUACGGUGUUCUUCUGUGGGAGAUCUUUUCAUACGGACGUCAGCCGUACCCCAAGAUGUCUCUAAAGGAGGUGAAGGAGAAAGUGGAGGCGGGCUAUCGCAUGGAGGCUCCAGAGGACUGUCCCCCCAGUGUUUACUCCCUGAUGAGGAUUUGCUGGGAGCAGGAACCACGCAGGAGACCUACUUUCCACAAACUGAGAGAGAAACUUGAGCGUGGUUUAGUACAGUCCGGAUCAGAGCAUCAGGAUGGGACCAGGUCUGGAUCUGGAUGCUGAUCUUGAUUAUGAAUCUUGGAACUCAAAAUGGUGUGAAUAUUAAUGAAUAAUGCAUUUUAAAAUACAUGUUUAAGUUAUUUUGGACUAUGACAAGGAAUUACUGAAUGUGAUUUCAGUUGGACUUUAAAUUUUUCUAAAGAUUUCUAACUAUAAUACAAACAUUUAAAAUCAACCCACAGGAUAAUACACAACCAAAGCCUUGUUGGUGGACACUGUUUGUUAUAGAAAUGACAAAAAAACACAAUGGAUCCCUACAACCAAGCAGUGUUAAAGCCAGUGGUAAGUGGCCUUAUAGUGCCAAAAUGUGUUGGAAAGAAACCUAAGAGCUGUACAUGUGUGAGUUUGUAUUUCCAGUUGCCUCGGCUCAAAGUCAGUUUUUUUUUUUAUGGGUUUGAGGUUAAAUGCUCGAAAUAAGGUCUGUGGUUAAAACAAGAUUAAGGUUGUUGUUUUUUUCAUGUUUUCCUUCUAUGACAUAAAGAACAUUGGUAAAUACCCUUCUUGUGAAUGUUGAAGCU
Messenger RNA from Centropristis striata (black sea bass), 2222 nucleotides. RefSeq names its product megakaryocyte-associated tyrosine kinase (gene matk). Gene Ontology annotation, biological process: protein phosphorylation. The record is from RefSeq and is a predicted model, not a curated record. The transcript is spliced from 13 exons. Bases 331 to 1707 code for a protein of 458 amino acids. Gene Ontology annotation, molecular function: protein tyrosine kinase activity; protein binding; ATP binding. Lineage: Eukaryota; Metazoa; Chordata; Actinopteri; Perciformes; Serranidae.